UAUUCUAUAUUGUGUCCUACUGUUGUGUCCUUCCUGUUUCCGGUUGCGAUCAGACCGUAGAAAUGGCUCAAGGCAAACAAAAAUUUAAAGCGCAGCGACCCGGAGGAGCUAAAAAGCAACAACACAAACCGAAAGGACUCAAAAAAGGAGGAAGAAUCAUCGCUCCCAAAAAAGCUCAAGUAGUCCAGCAGCAGAAACUGAAGAAGGGUUUGGAGGUGGCCAUCAGGAACAGGAUUGAACAGGAAGUCACACAGAAGGCCAGCACGUCCCUUCACAAGAAACUCAGUGUGCUGAAGACUCCCGCGGGGAAAGGCGGCACAGCUGGACCUUCAAAACCAGCUGCUGGAUCAUCCAAGUCCACCUGAUGACAGGCAAACACUCUAGUCUGCUGUACAGCCGCUAGAUGGCGCCUCCAUAUUAAACAAAACUGAUGUUUGCACUUUCUGUGGAUUAACAGUGAAAAGUUUGUUUAUUUUUGGAAAAGGAAUCUUUCAUAUGCACAACAGGCCAUUAUCUUUUAGACUGUGCUUAUUUUAUAUAAUAAAAUGAGAAAGUAUU
This is a messenger RNA of Onychostoma macrolepis, 558 nucleotides long. It is a transcript of the gene c01h19orf53, whose product is annotated as chromosome 01 C19orf53 homolog. The coding region runs from base 63 to 365 and encodes 100 amino acids. The record is from RefSeq and is a predicted model, not a curated record. The transcript has 3 exons. Lineage: Eukaryota; Metazoa; Chordata; Actinopteri; Cypriniformes; Cyprinidae.